GAUAGUCUGAAAUUCCAACAGAAGAAAUCCUGAACUAGGGACUGUGUGGCUCAUUAUAUCCUGGCCUUGUCACUAAUAGAAAGCUGGAGAACAGGAUUCCCUUCAGGUCACUAAGGCAACAGGCCCAAGUAACCAGUCAACUACCAGGACUGGGGUCAUUGUUGGAUGCCUAAAAGUUGCCAUGACUACUGAAACCUUGGUGACCAAACUAAACAGAAAGGAGAGCCUUCCCAGUGUCCCCAGACUUAGCAAGCGUCUGUAGUAGAUAUGUCUGCAGAAAAAAUGACAAAACUAGAAGAGAAUUUCCAGAGAGCUGAGGCACUUAAGAAGACUGUCAACAGGUGGCGGAAUUUUCAUGCUCACUGUAUGUGGCAGAUGACAUUGAACCAACGGAGAGACCCGUAUGCUGCCCUAAGGAUGAAGGAUACUAUGGAACAGGAAUUAGCACUGUCUAACAAACAGCUACUAGUGGUCCGUCAAGCUGCCUUACACGAGCUGUUUGAAAAGGAAUAUCAGCAGUACCAGCAGGAACUCAAUCAGAUGGGCAAAGCUUUUUACCAGGAGAGAUUCUGACACUGUCCUUCCAUCUCGUCAUGCCUGCCAACCCAGCCUUCAUUCUUUACCCUGAGCUUCCCAAAACACACCUGGACCUGGAACUUAAAUCUCUUUUUCACUCUUUUGUCAACUUAAAUGUUGCCUCUGGACACAAGAGUGACGCCUUGUGGUCAGUGUGGGAUAUGCACUGUUGUACGAGGAGAGAAAUUAUGUACAGUGUCUGGUUUUAAAAAUCUGGUUUGGUUUAACAAAUAAAGGUUUGGUAAACCUAUAGCUCUUAAAGGUUCAAAUUUAGGCCACCAGAUUUAUUCUCAGCCUUGAGUCUUGAUUUGUUGGCUGUCAUAAUUUUACUUCCUAGAUUGUGGGCACUGCCUCAGACUUCAGUUUCACUGAUCUUUCCUGAAUUCAUUGACAAAUAGCAUUAAACAUGGCUAUUAAUCUGUA
Messenger RNA from Mastomys coucha (southern multimammate mouse), 999 nucleotides. It is a transcript of the gene Cfap141, whose product is annotated as chromosome unknown C1orf189 homolog. The coding region runs from base 268 to 573 and encodes 101 amino acids. Lineage: Eukaryota; Metazoa; Chordata; Mammalia; Rodentia; Muridae. The record is from RefSeq and is a predicted model, not a curated record. The transcript is spliced from 4 exons.